CUGCUCCUUCUGCUGGUCUCUGCUGGCUUACCCAGGCGUCUGGGUUCAGUGAGGUGGUCUGGCCUCUAAGGGUUGGCUAGCUGUCGGCUUGACGCAAUGGGGCACCUGCUCUCAUCAUCUGAAAGUCUCAUCGAGGUUUGUUCAUGUGUGGCAGAUGGGUUCCAAGUGCAGCCAGAGGGCAAACUCCAAUGCAUAAGUGCUUUACAUGUGUCCGCCUGCAUCACAAUGGCUACUGUUCAAUGAGCCAAAACAAUCACAUGGUUGGUCCCAGAGUCCAUGUGGGAGGCCAUUACCAAAGUGUGUGGAAUCGACGAAGGGGCAGAUCUGUGGCCAUUUUUGUCAUCUACCCCACAUCAUAAUUGGCAAGGGAGCCUGUCAGCUCUACCACAGAGAACAGUAGAUCAUCGUGUGGAAACUUCCUAACAGUAAUAGUGAUUAAAGAAAUGCACAUUAACGUUGGCUUCUAGCCUUUAUUUUGUAGAGGAGGAGACUGAGGCCCAAAGCUUUGUUAAGAUGGUGCAGAAGAUGACUUCCCAGCCUGCUGACCAAACAAGGUCUUUGAUACCAAGUCCAGUGAUAAAGGGCAAACCUGGGUUCGAACUCAACUCCAGCAUUUUCUAGCGGUAUCACUUGUAUAAUAUCACUAAGCCUCAGUUUCAUCUCUAUAAACUUGGAAAAAUAAUACUUACUACAUAGAUUAUGAAGAUCAAAUGAAAUCAUGUGAAAAUACUCUGCGAGUGUCCUGGUACCUGCUCAGUUCAUGCCUCCACCUUCCCUUUUCUAUGAUGUAAUCUUAUACAACCAGCAACAAAGGAAAGCAAAACAAGAAAAACUCGAAACAAAACACAGAAGCAAAAUAAAUAGUUAAGCCAUAGGGGCCAAGAAGAAACUGCUAUGUUUGUAUACAACCAGUGACUGUUUAUACAGUUAUUAAUUCAUUAAUUAUUGAGUGCCCUUUCUGGGCCUGGGCCCAUGCUAGACAAUGGAAAUACAUCCCCUGCCCUCAUGGAUAAGUCUAACGGCAGAGAUGGACAAUAACCAAAACAUCACAUCAAGAUGCUUGAUCCAUUGACCUGCAGGAGAAGCCUAGGAUUUUCUAGUUCUCUCUGCUGAAGAAUGAAGCCUCUCCUUGGGACCCUUUACCUCUUGGGGAUCCUGGUUCCUGAGGGGCUGGGAUAUAAUGGUCCUCCCUGGCUGUUUCAGAUCUAUCAGUGAAUGAUUCAGAUAAGUGAGAAGUACACAGGAGUGGUGACACAGCAUUUCCUCAGAAUGACCUAUGAGAUCCGGUCCAUGUAUUAUUUGAAGAUCAGCCAACCAUCCAAUAACCCCAAGAAGAUCAUCUGGAUGGACUGUGGAAUUCAUGCCAGGGAAUGGAUUGCCCCAGCUUCUUGUCAAUGGUUUGUGAAAGAAAUUCUACAAAACUAUAAAGAUAACCCAAGGAUAGGAAGGUUCCUUAGAAACCUGGACGUCUACGUGCUUCCCGUUCUUAAUGUAGAUGGUUAUAUCUAUACUUGGACAACGGAUCGGCUUUGGAGGAAAUCCCAUUCAUACCAUAAUAAUGGCACAUGUUUUGGGACAGAUCUCAAUCAAAAUUUCAAUGUGGCCUGGUGUAGUAACUGUCACGAUUUAACAUUCUGUGGGACAGGACCAGCCUCGGAGCCAGAGACUAAGGCUGUUUCCAGCUUUGUAGAGAGCAAGAAGGAAAGCAUUGUGUGCUUCCUGACCAUGCACUCUUAGGGGCAGCUCAUUCUCACGCCUUAUGGCUACACUAAAAAUAAGUCCAGUAACCAUGAGGAACUGAUCCAAGUUGGACAGAAGGCAGCAAAUGCAUUGAAAAAAAAGCAUGGAACCAAUUAUAGAGUUGGAUCGAGUGCAGAUAUUUUAUAUACCACAUCAGGGUCUUCAAGAGACUGGGCUCGGGACAUUGGGAUUCCCUUCUCAUACACGUUUGAGCUGUGGGAAAAUGGUACAUAUGGAUUUGUUCUGCCAGCUGCGCAGAUUCAGGCCACCUGUGAGGAGACCAUGGAGGCUGUGCUCUCGGUCCUGGAUGAUGUCUGUGAGAAAUACUGGGACUCAGAAGGUGCUGGAAAGGUGACACCUACUGCUGUGGUGCUGGGCCUGCUGGUCUCCUUCAUGUCUGUUCUCUGAGUCUAUCCUACCCAGGUCUGCUCAGCCCCAGUCAUGAGAAUGUGGCUGCAGGGAAGGUGUUUGUCUGAAAAAAGAGGAAUCAAAUAAUUUAAAGAUACUUUCCACUUCAAUAAAGAGGAAUCAUGUUUGUAUUUUCAGGUACAACAGACCAAAGCUGAAAGUGGACUUACUGAUUCAUGGAAGCCAGAAGG
Molecule: messenger RNA, 2339 nt
Organism: Callorhinus ursinus (northern fur seal)
Lineage: Eukaryota; Metazoa; Chordata; Mammalia; Carnivora; Otariidae
Gene: CPO
Product: carboxypeptidase O
Biological process (GO): proteolysis
Molecular function (GO): metallocarboxypeptidase activity; zinc ion binding
Source: RefSeq, a predicted model, not a curated record